Aphidius gifuensis is the source of this 850-nucleotide messenger RNA. Its product is annotated as methyltransferase-like 26. The record is from RefSeq and is a predicted model, not a curated record. The coding region runs from base 146 to 802 and encodes 218 amino acids. The transcript has 3 exons. NCBI's taxonomy places the organism in Eukaryota, Metazoa, Arthropoda, Insecta, Hymenoptera, Braconidae.
GUUGUAAGAAAUAUGUAAAUGUGACAACAGUCGAGACAAUAACAAGACAACAAGUUCGUUGUUUACACUUGAUACAUUGAAUUGUGACAGCCUGAAGAAUCCCAACAAUUGGAAAGACAGGGAGAAAUUAUCUGCAAUAUUGAAAAUGAAUUCUGCUGUAAAACACAGGUCAGCAACAUCUGUUGUCAAAAAGUUGAUAUAUCCAGCAGCUGAUCGUAAUAAAGAUCCAAUAUUAAAAGUUAUCAAGCGUCUCAUUCAACCAAUGCCAAAUCAGACAUUUAUUGAAAUAGCAUCAGGCACUGGGCAACAUAUUGCUCACUUUGCUCCUCAUUUUCCACAAGUGACAUUUUAUCCGAGUGAAUAUGAUUCUGAGCUUCUUGAAAGUAUAUCUGCUCACUCUUUAGAUCUUGGUAAUGUUGAGAAGCCACUUCAUGUUGAUAUUACAACUGACUUUGAGACUUGGGGUGAUGGAAUAUUCAAAGGUUGUAGCAUUGAUUACAUAUACAGUGCAAACAUGAUACAUAUUUCACCAUUUAAAUGCACUCUUGGGCUCUUUAAAAAUGCUGGAAAAUUAUUAAAACCAAAUGGAAUGUUAAUAACAUAUGGUCCUUAUGCUAGUGAUGGUAAAAUUACACCAAAAAGUAAUGAAAUGUUUAACAAAUCUCUUAAGUCACAAAAUCCUGAAUGGGGAAUACGUGAUGUUCGUGAUUUAGAAAAUAUUGCUCGUGAAAAUAAUAUUGAACUUAUUGAAGUUAUUGAUAUGCCUGCAAAUAACAAAACUUUAGCAUGGAAAAAAAAUUAAAAUAAUCUAAUAUUUAUUCUUAAAACAAACACAAUUAAUUAUUCAAAU